UGACCUCAGUUUAUCUAAAAAUCCCUAGUGUUGUUAUUGUGUCUUGGUUGUGUUCUUUUUUUAAAUCUCUCUUUUCUUUCCCUCUUCUAUUAAUUUUACUUACAUGUGUUCAUCAUUUUAUUAAAAAUUAUCUGCACUCUGGUUGUAGAAUUUAUUGAAACGAAUAUUUAUAAAAGACAAAUACAUAAUUUUCCAACAUUGUCUCUUUGCUUUUCAAUAGACUUUGCUCAUCUGUCAACAAGCUUUCGUAGUCCUUUAUUAAAAAAUUUUCAGGAUGAACUGCGAGCCACAAAUGCACCGCUGUCUUCACUUCAUCAUCAGAAGUGAGUAUUUGUUCUCAUAGGGAUGCUUUCAGGGGACCAAACAAGUGAAUGUCAGAUGGGUUGAGAUCAGGACUAUAGGGAGGAUGCUUUAAGACCUCAAAACAACGUUGAUGCUGAUGGUUGACUUUUUAACAUUUUCAUGGAUGCCGAUUGAUGAUGUUUCUGUUCUAUAUUUGCCAUUUUUUCCCAGGCUUGUAGUGAUGAAUUCAUGUCUUGUCACAAGUGAUAAUUCAGUUUAAGAAACUUUCACCUUCCUUGGAGUAUUGGUCCAAAUUUUGUUUGCAGAUAUCCAUACAAUUCUGUGCUAUUCUGUGAGUUGUCAUCAGCAGGUACACCGUCAACCACAAGAAAGAAAGAAAUGAAGAAGAGAAGAGAAGGAUUUCCCUAUUUGGCAACAUUAUUAAGUGAUUUCUCCAAAUAAGACUGAGGAGGUGUCGAGGCUCCACCCACAUUCUUGAAGAAUUACGUCAUCGGGUGUUUUUUUUAAUGAAUGAAAGAAUCCCACGGAGAGUCGCUGAGUAAUUCCGGGAAAAGGCGGACUGUGGCGUUGUAGUGUAAAGUUGCUGAAUUUGUUCCUGUCUGUUAUCUAGUUCUGAAUGUAAAGAACGUCGAAGAAUAUCUGUUUUUUUUUUCUUACUACGACUGGAGGGCAGAAGUUCAAGUACACACUACCAGAUUUCAUAAACAAACAAAAAAAACAACCCAGGCGCAACCAUGACGUCAGACAGCAGAGCCAGCAAAGCCCUACAGGUGAAGAGAGAGUGUGGAGAGAACGUGCCUGUGCUGUCGGACAGCGAGCUCAUGUCUCUGUCGGUGCGUGAGCUGAACCUGCACCUGCGCGGCUUGUCCAGAGAGGAGAUCCAGAAAUUAAAGCAAAGAAGGCGUACGUUAAAGAAUCGUGGCUAUGCGGCCAGCUGCAGGGUUAAGCGUGUGUCCCAGCGCGAGGCCCUGGAGCAGCAGAAGAAGGAGCUGCAGCGUGAGGUUGAACGGCUUGGAGCAGAGAACGCGGGCAUGCGCAGGGAGCUGGAGGGGCUUGGGGCUCGCCUGGCAGCGCUGCAGCGCUUCGCACGCAGCCUCGAGUCUGCAGGAGGCAACAUUCUAGCUACAGCGCCUCGCCUCAACACCGCCUCAGUCAUCACCAUAGUGAAGAGUCCACAGCAAAGCCAUGGCCCCAGAGAGCAAGAGGCAUCGUAGGGAUGAGUCAUACAGGCAAUAGGCAAACAUGUACACACUCAAAAACACGUAGAGGUACAAGGUACAGUACACAACAACUGGACCAAGCUGAAAUGAAUGACUGCCAAACGUUUAACGUUACACAACACACAAUUGUGUAAGUCAAGUCAUUGAUGUCAGUGAUGCCGGAUCGCUUUUGCCACACUAUUACCCCAAUGUUGCAUUUUCAUUCCCGUUUUGUGUAUUAAUUAAUUGGACCAUUUAGAUAAUGAGAAUGCAGAUUUCAUUCGAAACAUUUUCUCCACAACGAAAGAUGAUUUUGUUUUCUAAAUUGAAUUGUUUGACUGUAUUCACUUCUUCUACGUAUGGUCGAUUGCAUUUGCUAUAACCAGUAUAACUAAAAUAUAAAUAGCGUAACGUUGGAAAGUUUACAUGUAACGUAGCUUGAAACUAUUUUAAUUAUACCAUUAAUAUUUAUAUGCCAGAUUUUUGCCGUCACACAAAAAGCUAGUCCUAAGUGUAGAGAAUGUUUUUACUGAGUUCAUGAUUAAGCUUCACUUCAUAUCUCUGACUACCAACUCAUUCAAAGUUGGCAAAUAUUGCUGGAGUAUAUUUCUAGUUCUGAUUAAGAGGAAAAAAAAUCAUAAUCACUCAGUUAUGAUUCAUGCCAUGCCACAUCAAUGCAAGCUUCUCAAUUACAUUCCCACUUAUAUUUUCAUCUUACAUCUGCAACAUGUUUUUUUUUUUUUUAAUCUGUAUUUAAGAUGAAGACCUAAAAGCUAGAGAGCUGUGAUUUUACGUCCAAAUACUGUUUGAGUAACUAGUUUUGGAAUAUUUUCAUGUCUGAUUAUUGUAAUGGUGUGAUUUGUAUUUAGGAUGAGUAUAUUUUAAAGAGCAGUUCAGCUAUGCCAGUGUGUUUCUCCUCCUGCUCGGUAUGGGAUAUUUUAGAAUUUCCCUUAUUGUCAUAUAACACUCUUUCAGCUGAUCGCCUGAGGUAAGGAACAGGGAAAUGCUAAAAUGAUCAUGACCGAGACAGGACAUGUUACUGGAAUGUGUUCCAGUAUGUGUGAUGACUGUAUUUGUGCUAAUAUAUUAUAGUGGCUUGUUUGCAGUGGUAUUUUUGUACAUAAAAGUAGAUUAUUUAUAACGACAAAAUACUUUUUGGAAGUCUAGAAAGUAUCACAUGAUGGUAAAUUGUAUGAAAGACCAGAGGAAAAGGAAAUGUGGAAUAAAAAGUGACCUAAGGGGGAAAAAAAAACAGUUUAAGGGUCUGAGAGAGAGAGAGAGAGAAACAAAAGGAGAUUCUGAAAGUGCUAGAAGGAAAGAAAGACAAGUUGUGGCUACAGAUUAACUCAUGGUUGACAAGAAGAUUGCCGACUAUUAGCUUUACUAACUCCAGCAUCGAGGAGUAUACAGUAUAUGUAUUAUUUAUAGGUAAAAACAUUUUUAUUGCAAAUAAAUCUGUUAAAGCUAUUUCAAAUUUAAUAUCGAACACGUGAUUUCAUUAUCAACUUGUUCUUGUUUUGGUUCCAAACAUGCUGGAUGUUUUGUGAAGUAGCAAAAUACAAGCCUUUUAUUUGUAUUUAUUACAUAUAUUUUUCUAUGGUAAAAUAUUGUCUAUUUUAUGCCAUUAAUUGAAAUAAAUGUAUAUAUUGUACAUAAA
Messenger RNA from Clarias gariepinus (North African catfish), 3159 nucleotides. It is a transcript of the gene maff, whose product is annotated as v-maf avian musculoaponeurotic fibrosarcoma oncogene homolog F. Gene Ontology annotation, biological process: regulation of epidermal cell differentiation; regulation of transcription by RNA polymerase II. Gene Ontology annotation, molecular function: RNA polymerase II cis-regulatory region sequence-specific DNA binding; DNA-binding transcription factor activity, RNA polymerase II-specific. The transcript is spliced from 4 exons. The record is from RefSeq and is a predicted model, not a curated record. Lineage: Eukaryota; Metazoa; Chordata; Actinopteri; Siluriformes; Clariidae. The coding region runs from base 1038 to 1517 and encodes 159 amino acids. Gene Ontology annotation, cellular component: nucleus.